Kickxella alabastrina is the source of this 4998-nucleotide messenger RNA. RefSeq lists its product as uncharacterized. Gene Ontology annotation, cellular component: transcription elongation factor complex. Gene Ontology annotation, molecular function: DNA binding; nucleosome binding; histone binding. The transcript has 5 exons. Lineage: Eukaryota; Fungi; Kickxellomycota; Kickxellomycetes; Kickxellales; Kickxellaceae. Gene Ontology annotation, biological process: positive regulation of transcription elongation by RNA polymerase II; transcription elongation-coupled chromatin remodeling; mRNA transcription by RNA polymerase II. The record is from RefSeq and is a predicted model, not a curated record. The coding region runs from base 1 to 4998 and encodes 1665 amino acids.
AUGGGCGCAUCAUUAUCACUAGCAGAAACAGCAGCAGGAGCAGGUGGCCGCAACAUGCGUGAAUACAAUUCUGGCGUGCAUAAUGGAAGACUGCCUGCAAACCUUCAGGGCGACGGAACCAAGUCUACAGCGACACCCGAGACUUUGCUCAAGCCAAAGCCUAAGCCCAAGCGUGCACAGUCCUACUCGGAUAGCGACGAGGAGGGGUCCGACACGUUUGACACGCGCAGAAAGCACUACUCGGACGACGAAGAAUCUGAAGAUUCCGAGGACGACAAUGACGACGAGCUGCGCCGCGACGGGUUUCUAGUCGAUGACGACGAAGUCGAAGAAAACGUAUCCGACGGGGAGGAGCGGCGGCAGCGGAGAAAGAAAAAGAAGCGCAGACACGUCGAGCACCCGGACAGUGACGAUUUGCUGGACGACGAGGAUCUGGCGCUGGUGGCCGAGAACACCAACCAGAGAUACGAGAGUACAAGCCAGGCGCGCGAGAAGGGAUCAAAGUUCAAAAGGCUCAAGCGUGGGCGCGGCAGACAGUCCGGUGGCGAUGCCGAGGAUGAGGAUCUGAAGGCCGAGCUCGAUGACCUAAUUGACAAUGGUAGCGACAAUGGUGGCGGGUUCGACGAAGACGACGAUGUCGAUGAUCUGGGGCUGUUUGGCAACGACGACAGCAGGCCAGGCAGGCGCAACGAGCGCGGCGGCGGCGGCGGUGGCGGCAGAAAUGAAGGCCGCGGCAGAGCUGCGCGCGAUAUGUCGGACGAGGACGAGGACGACGACAACAACGACGACGCGAGAGGAAGGUCCGGCGGGCGGCGCUACGACGACGUGGUCGAUGUGCCGCGGCGGUCGCGCGCAGAGGGCAGCGGCAAACGGCCCGCAACGGCAGCGGCGGGUGCGGCGGGUGCGGCUGGGCGCAGCGACUUUUUUGUCGACAACAUCGAGAACAUUGACGAGGACACGUGGAUGGAGCUGCAGGACAUCUUCGGCGAUGGCGAAGAGUACGCGUUUGCCAUGGACGCGCACCGGCAGCACGAGGAGGACGGGUACCGGGAGAAGACGCUGGCGGAGGUGUUCGAGCCAGCCGAGCUCGAGGCCAAGCUGAUGACGCAGAGCGACGAGGACAUCCGCACGCUGGACAUUCCUGAGCGCAUCCAGAUGCGGCUGGGGGUCGGGCGCGAGGCGCUGCGGCCGCUGAGCGAUGACGAGAUUGAGGAGGAGACGCGUGGGUGCAGCAGCAGCAGCGCCGACAACGAGGACGACCCGCAGCUGUUCCAGCAGGUCGACUUUGUCAGGGAGGAGUUCCUGGCGUCGGUGCUGUCGGUGCUGCGCCUGAUGUCGCAGAACUUCUUCGAGGUGCCGUACAUCGCGCGCCACAUGCGCGACGCGUUCGUGACGCCCGUCGGGCGCUCGGACGGCUCCGGCGGCGAGGACGAGCGGCGCGAGUGGCUGGCGACCAACGACCUGUGGCGGCUGUCCGACUACGACCAGCAGUUCCGCGGGCUGCUGGCGUCGCGCCGCGCGGCUGAGCGGCUGAUCGACCGCCUGGCGCGCGCGGGCCUGCUUGUGCCCGCCGACGAGCAGUACGCGCGCGAGACGCUCGAGGCGCCGGCCAGCGUCGAGGAGGUCAACGACGUCAGCGAGUGGCUGCAGGCGCGCUACGCCGGCGCGAUCAGCACGCAGCAGCGGCGGACGCAGGAGGGCGGGCGCGCGCGCAAGCGCGACGGCGCGUGGGAGCAGAUCCAGCGCGCGGGGCUCGACGCGUUCGUGGCGGCCAGCGGGCUGAGCGCGCGCCAGGUCGGCGACAACACCGUGCAGCCCGGCAGGCACACGCCGGCGCGCAGCAGCCGGGCGCCGCUGGACGUUGCGCGCUCGCUUGUCGGGCAGCACUUUGCGUCGGCCGAGUCGGCGCUGCGGGCGGGCCGCGCGGCCCUGGCGCAGGCGCUGGCGCUGGACCCGCAGGUGCGGCGCUUCGUGCGCGCAUACUGCAGCGAGCACGCGUGCGUCGUGGCGCGCGCGACCGAGCGUGGGCGGCGCGAGAUCAGCGACGAGGAGCACCCGGCGUUCGCCGUCAAGUUCCUCAAGCAGAAGCCCGUCGCGGCCUUCAGCGGCUCGGUGCAGUGGCUGGCGCUUGACAAGGCUGUGCGCGGCGGGCUGGUGCGCCGCGAGUUCUCGCUCACCGGCGAGAGCCGCUUCGACGCCCGCGACCCGACGCGCGACGCCGACGUGUUUGCUGCCGACGCCGAGCGCUCGGCGCGCGUGGUCGCCGGGCUGCUGGAGCAGUUUGCCAGCUCGGCCGCCGGCGACGACGCAUGGGACGCCGAGCGUCGCGACGCGCUGUUUGCCGCAGUGCGCGACCACGUGCUGCCGCUCAUCUGGCGCGAGACUGCGCAGCGGCUGGCGACGCAGGCCUUCGACGUUGUCGCCGACGCGUGCCGCCGCGCGCUGGAGCGCCGCAUCGACAUGCAGCCGCCGCGCACGCCGGGCAUGGCCGAGGGCGCAGGCCCGCGCGUGGCCGUCGUUGCCGGCGGCGGCUUUGACGCGAGCUCGCGCGGCGCGCUGCGCGUCGCGGUGGUCGACGAGAACGGCUGCGUGCGCGCCGAGUUCAGCGCCGACUCGAUGCGCGUCGACGGCGCCGGCAUUGGCGGCGGGGGCAACGGCGUUGCGGCGCUGAUGGACGCCAUUUCCACGCACGCGGUCAACGUCGUCGCCGUCGCCGGCAUGAGCCUGCAGACCCGCCGCCUGUUCGACGACGUCAACGCCGCCGUCACGGCGCACGGCGCCAAUGUGCUUGUGACGUACGCCAGCGACGAGGUCGCGCGGCUGUGGUGCGACACCGCUGCGGCGCGCGAGGAGCUGCCGGCGCUGCGGCGCGAGGAGCGCUACUGCGUGGCUGUUGCGCGCACGCUGCAGGACGCGCCCGCCGCGUACGCGUCUCUGGGCGCGCGUGUGCUCAGCCUGCCGCUGCAUUCUGCGCAGCGCGACGUGGACCAGGGCGCGCUGCUCGCCGUGGUCGAGCGCGCGUUCGUCAACGUUGUCAACCGCGUGGGCGUCGACGUCAACCGCGCAGCAGCCCAUGCGCACCUGCAGCCGGCACUGGCCUUUGUCGCCGGCCUGGGCCCGCGCAAGGCGCAGGGCAUCGUGGCGCGCAUUGGCGGCGUCGACCGCGCGCUGGAGUCGCGCAACGAUCUGAUCAUCCGCAACCUUAUCACGCGCGACGUCUUUGUCAACUGCGUCGCUUUCCUGCGCGUGCGCCCGGCCACUGAGCCGCUCGAUGCGACGCUCAUCCACCCGGAGGACUACGACUUGGCCCGCAAGAUGGCGCUCGACGCACUGGACAUCGAGGAUGACGCCGACGACGGCCGCUCCCGCCGCCGCUCCGACGCACCGUCGCGCUACGUCGCCGAGGUGAUGCGCCGCGCGCCCGAGAAGCUCGAUGAGCUUGAGCUGUCCAAGUACGCCGACGAGAUCAACCGCCUGACGAAGACCCAGAAGCUCGAGACCCUCAAGUUCAUCCGCAACGAGCUGCAGUCAAAGAACUCCGACCCGCGCCCCGAGUAUGUGCAGCCGUCGGACGCCGAUGUGCUGCACAUGAUGACGGGCGAGACCAUCGGCGAGACGCUCAAGGAGGACGGCUCCUGCGUUGUGGCUGCCACGGUCAUUCGCGUGCAGCCGCGCUUCGCCAUUGCGCGCCUGGACUCGGGCCUUGAAGGCUUCAUUGGCAUCGCCAACGUGUCCGACCAGCGCAUCGACGAGGUGUCGAGCGAGCUGGCGCCCGGCCAGGCCGUCGUUGCGCUGGUUAAGCGCAUCGAUCUUGAGAAGAUGUCGCUGGACCUCUCCAUUCGGCCGUCGGACGUGUCACAGGCCGUCGGGCGCCUGCGCCAGCCGCUGCCCGACGCCCAUGCUGUCGACGUGUACUUUGACAUGGAUGCCGAGGCCGCCCUGCGCGAGCGCGCCAAGGCGCAGCAGAACAAGGCUUCGGCGCGCACCCGCAACAUCCCUCAUCCGCUCUUCAAGCCGCUGAAUGCCCGCGAGGCCGAGCACUAUUUGGCAGCACGUCCGCGCGGCGACUGCGUCAUCCGGCCGUCGUCGCGCGGCGUCGACCACAUUGCAGUGACGUGGAAGGUUGCCGAGGGGCUUUUCCAGCACAUUGAUGUGCGCGAGGAGGGCAAGCCCAGCGACGCAGCGCUCGGCCACACUUUUAUUGUCGGCGACUCUGCGUACACCGAUCUGGACGAGCUUGUAGCGCUGCAUGUUGACCCCAUUGCGCGCAAGCUGGACGAGGUUAAGCGGAGCCCCAAGUUCUACGACCCCGAGAACGACCCACUCUAUGCUGCGGAGCCCGCCGACCAUGUCUUGGGCCCCAACGAUUUCACCGAGGACUACCGCAACCGCCGCCUGGCACUCUGGGACGCCCGUAUCACUCGCCACCUUGACACCCUUGCUCAGAGCACUGGCCGCGGCGCCUACUGCAUUUGCCUCAGCCUGUCCAAGCCCGGCGCCCUGCUGCUGGCCUUCAAGCCCACGCCGGCGUAUCGCGGCAUCACAAAGUGGACUGCGCGCGUUGAGCCUAACGAAUACCGCCUGGGCGAUCGUGGCCGGUACCCGGAUAUCAACGGUCUUAUCAUUGGCUUCAAGACCAUGCAGAUGAACCCACGGCGUUGCAGAAGAAUAGCGCUUCGGCCAAUGCGCGCGGUGAGUCAUCGUCGCGUCGCGAGUCAUCUUACCGCUCUUCUCACAAUGCUGGCCCAUCUUCGUCUAGUCGCUGGGGAGAUAGGGAACAGCGGGAUGCAGAUGCAGAUCGGUACAGAGACCGCGACAGCAGAGACAGAGGUCGUGAUUAUGACAGGGACCGUGAUAGAGACAGGGACAGAGGCAGAGGCAGAGAUGGUGAUAGGGACAGAGCGAGAGACAGAGGCAGAGACCAUGGCAGCAGGGAUUACGACAGAGACCGGGACAGGACAGAGACAGAGACAGAGACAGGAACAGAGACAGGGAUAG